This is a messenger RNA of Pseudogymnoascus verrucosus, 1981 nucleotides long. It is a transcript of the gene MT2, whose product is annotated as Sphingolipid C9-methyltransferase 2. Lineage: Eukaryota; Fungi; Ascomycota; Leotiomycetes; Thelebolales; Thelebolaceae. The transcript has 4 exons. The coding region runs from base 84 to 1646 and encodes 520 amino acids. Gene Ontology annotation, biological process: cellular response to biotic stimulus. The record is from RefSeq and is a predicted model, not a curated record.
CGUUGAGCUGUCCACGAUCCCAUAUAUUUCCCCGUCACCGUUUCCCUUUCUUCUGUGGACAAAGUUGGGAUUCACAAGGCAUCAUGGCGUCCGAAACCAAAAGCGCCAAUGGCUCCUCCGAGAGCGACUUUGAGUUUAUAGAAACUCCAAAGGUUCACACGCCAACCUUUGAGAAGUUCGAGGAGUGUGGUGUCAAAACCACGGCUUAUCCUGCGAUCAAGAAUGCCCCUCUCCCAGCUGAUGGCCCUGGAUCCGAAAGCUUCUCUAACAUCGCCCUCUUCUCACUGCUGUUCAUUGUGCCCGCAUACACGGCCUGGAAAGUCGGUGGCGGUCUGAAGACGACGAUUUUUUUCGGCCUCUUCACCUCGAUCCCGCUCCUGAUUUCCUUCUGGUACCUUAACUCGACCCUCGGCCCCCGCAAGAAUGAGAAAGUGAGACUUCCGGGUCGCCCGAUCGAGCACUACCUCACCUUCAAGAACGAUGCCGAUAAGCUCAAGUACCGCGGAAGGACCAAGAUCCCAAUCGAGACCUUCCACAACAUGUACUUUGAGGGCGAUGUUGAGUUCAACGGCGACUGCCUCGAGGUCCUCGAGUACCGUGCCGACUGGGCCAGCUUUACUUUCACCAUCAGCUUGUUCAAGUUCAUCUUCUUCCAGUUCGCACCGGAAGUCAUUAUGCACACUCGCUCGCAGGAUGAGGAGCAGGUCAGAGAUCACUAUGACAGAGGCGAUGAUUUCUACGGGUGGUUCCUUGGACCACGUAUGAUUUACACCUCUGGCAUUAUUUCCGACAUCACUAAGGAGGAGACACUUGAGGAGCUCCAAGAUAACAAGCUUGCCAUCGUUUGCGAGAAGAUUGAUCUUCAAAAGGACGAGCGCAUGCUUGAUAUUGGAUGCGGCUGGGGAACUCUAGCCAAGUUUGCUAGUGUCAACUUUGGCGCUCAAGUUACUGGUAUCACCCUUGGCCGUAACCAAACCGCCUGGGGAAACAACGGUCUCCGCAAAGCUGGCAUUACCGAGGAGCAGAGCAGAAUCCUCUGCAUGGACUACCGCGAUAUCCCAGUUCCAGAGGGCAAGUACCACAAGAUCACCUGUCUCGAGAUGGCUGAGCACGUCGGUGUUCGCCACUUCAAGUCUUUCUUGAGACAAGUUAAUGACAUGCUUGAUGACGAUGGAGUUUUCUUCUUGCAAAUUGCCGGACUUCGCAAGUCGUGGCAGUACGAGGAUCUUAUGUGGGGUCUUUUCAUGAACAGAUACGUCUUCCCAGGCGCUGAUGCUUCUACCCCGCUUGGAUUCUUCGUCGACAACCUCGAGGGCGCUGGCUUUGAGGUCAAGUCCGUUGACACCGUUGGUGUCCACUACUCCGCUACCCUGUGGAGAUGGUACAGGAACUGGCUCGGAAACCGUGACAAGGUUGAGGCCAAGUACGGCAGCAGAUGGUUCAAGAUCUGGGAGUUCUUCCUUGCCUACUCCACCAUCAUCUCCCGUGAGGGAGGUGCUACCUGCUACCAAAUCACCCUGGUCAAGAACAUCAACUCUACCCACCGUGUUGAGGGCAUUUCGACCCAGUUUGCUCUCACUGCGGCUCUUGCCAAGGGCCGCGCAGACAUUGCGGCCAAUGCUGCUGCCAACGGUGUCAAGGCCUAAAUAUGAAAUGCCAUCUAAAUAUUGUUAUUGGCAUGUAUGAUACGUAUGAUACGACGACUACAAAUAGCCCAAAAGUAAGGGCGCGGUAUUUGGACUAUACUGUUUAUGCCAUCUAGAUGUAGCUAAAAAGCUGUGCAGCGAUUUAGCAUGAAGAGAAACAUGGGUUUAUUAUGAUGGCAAUCAAAUAGAAGGAGGUAUUGGGAUACUUAAAAAGGCGAUGAUCAUUUAGCUACGUAAAUGCGAGUCGAUGCCAUAGAUUGGUGGAAAUGGAAAGUUAUGAUUGGUUUAAAAAUGAUUUUAAAAACUGAAUGAUACUUGAGAUUGAUUGUAAAACG